AUGUUUUCGAAGGUGUUGUGUUUAAUCCCCGUGCUGGUCAUGGUAGCUGCUGAAUUUGAACACAACCACUACCACAGUCACAGUUACGGACAUUCGUCACAGCAUAUCUCUAGACACGAUGGACCCGCCGAACCUGUGUUCGUGCACGGUCACGGACACGGUCACGGUCAUGGGCAUGAGGAACAUCACUACGAUUAUUAUAUCGCCUUAUCUCUUGCUAUAUUCGCGGUUGCCGCAGCCCGCCCACAACAUAGCAAUGGACAACAACACGGAUUGUCCUCUCAAAGUCUAGUAUUACAUCAGAGUGGACAUGACCAACAUAGCUACAAUCAUCAGCAAGUGGCGCAACAAAACCAACAUGAAGAGCUUCACAAGCAAGAUCACCACGAGGACUACUAUGGGCGGAGAGUUAUUUCAUGUUUCAUUUUACAGGCGUAUCCCAAGUAUGCGUAUGAGUACUCUAUAAAGAACCCCCACACUGGUGACUACAAGACCCAGCACGAGACCCGCGACGGUGACGUCGUUAAAGGGUUCUACUCGCUGCAUGAGGCUGACGGUACAGUGCGCAUCGUCGAGUACACUGCCGACAAACACAACGGAUUCAAUGCUAUCGUGAAACACGAAGGUCAUGCUAAACAUAUUAUUCCGGAGCAGAAGCACCACUGA
Molecule: messenger RNA, 666 nt
Organism: Diatraea saccharalis (sugarcane borer)
Lineage: Eukaryota; Metazoa; Arthropoda; Insecta; Lepidoptera; Crambidae
Source: the annotation of a GenBank genome assembly